GCGCGGGGCCGAGGGCAGCGCCGCGGCCGCCUCGCAGGAGCUCAACAACAGCCGGCCCGCCCGCCAGGUGCGCCGCCUCGAGUUCAACCAGGCCAUGGACGACUUCAAGACCAUGUUCCCCAACAUGGAUUACGACAUCAUCGAGUGCGUGCUGCGCGCCAACAGCGGCGCCGUGGACGCCACCAUCGACCAGCUGCUGCAGAUGAACCUGGAGGCCGGGGGCGGCGGCGUCUACGAGGACAGCUCCGACUCGGAGGACAGCAUCCCCGCGGAGAUCUUGGAAAGGACUUUGGAACCUGAUAGCUCCGAUGAAGAGCCCCCACCUGUGUACUCCCCGCCGGCCUACCACAUGCACGUGUUUGACAGGCCUUACCCGCUGGCCCCCCCCACACCACCUCCCCGCAUCGACGUGCUGGGCUCUGGACCCACUUUGAGCCAGAGGCGCUAUCGGAACUGGAACCCACCACUGCUGGGCAACCUCCCCGAUGACUUUCUCCGCAUCCUGCCCCAGCAGCUGGAUAGCAUACAGGGUAACCCCGGGGGCUCCAAGCCCGUGAGCAGAGAGGGAGGCCUGCCCCCCACACCCGGGCCCGGGCCCGGUGACCAGGAGAGCCGCUGGAAGCAGUACCUGGAGGAUGAGAGGAUCGCGCUCUUCCUGCAGAAUGAGGAGUUCAUGAAGGAGCUGCAACGUAACCGCGACUUCCUCCUCGCCCUGGAGAGAGGUGGUGCACCGGAUCGAUUGAAAUAUGAGUCCCAGAAAUCCAAAUCCAGCAGCGCGGCUGUGGGCAACGACUUGAGCUUUCCCUCUCCUGCUCCAGGAACUGGUGAUGCCAACCCCGCUGUGUCUGAAGAUGCCUUAUUCAGGGACAAGUUGAAACACAUGGGAAAAUCCACCCGGAGGAAGCUGUUUGAACUGGCCAGGGCCUUCUCGGAGAAGACCAAGAUGAGGAAGUCAAAGAGGAAACACUUGUUGAAGCAUCAGUCGCUGGGGGCUGCAGUGUCAACAGCCAAUCUCCUGGACGACGUGGAGGGCCACACUUGUGAUGAAGACUUCCGGGGAAGGCGACAGCAGGCGCCCAAGGUGGAGGAAGCCCUAAGAGAAGGACAGUAAAAGAUGCCAGCAGUUCCUCCACGCUGGAGAUGAUCCAACCCGGUGGAGGCAGCCGGAGAGCAAACCCGGCCCCCGGCUGAAGAGCCCAGCUGCAGCCGGACAGGUGGUGCUUGAGUCCCGAGGCCCAGUGAUUCUCGGGCCACAGUCCAGCCCAGCCACUGCCACUGCCACUUUCCAUGGGACUUGGAACUUCGGAGUUGCGUGCUGUGAUUGGAUGAAGGACCUGGGGGUGGCAGCCAUCUAUAGCCCCUUUUGUAGCCAGGCUGUUCUAUGGGCAAAGAGGGGAAAUGCAGGAUCCAACCCCCCUUCUUAAAAAAAAAAAAAA
Ceratotherium simum simum (southern white rhinoceros) is the source of this 1436-nucleotide messenger RNA. The record is from RefSeq and is a predicted model, not a curated record. Lineage: Eukaryota; Metazoa; Chordata; Mammalia; Perissodactyla; Rhinocerotidae.